AUCCUACCAACGUGCUGACACAAUCUUUAGAAUCGAAAAGUUCUGUAGUAAUCGAUUCAACUCCAUUUCAAUUAAGUUUGUCAUUUGUCAUCAAAAAAAAUCCAAAAGGUGACGUUGGGUGUUGGGUGACGUGUGUAAAUUAGAAAUAAACACAAGUAUAUUUUGCAAAAUGUUUAAAAACUCCGUAUAUAUUUCGUUAAUUACAUUUUUUGUUUUAUUCAAUGCAUGUUCUGCGCUAUAUUUUCAUAUUGGAGAGACCGAACGAAAAUGUUUUAUAGAAGAAAUUCCAGAUGAAACUAAUGUUGUAGUAAACUACAAAGUUGAGCUAUAUGAUCCAAGGAGUGGAGGUUUUAUGCCAUCAUCAACUGGAAUUGGUAUGCAUGUAGAAGUCAGAGAUCCAGAUGAUAAGGUUAUCUUGUCUCGUGUAUACAGUGCUGAAGGGAAAAUAUUUUUCACCUCCCAUUUACCUGGUGAACAUGUUAUCUGCAUGUACUCUAACAGCACUGCUUGGUUCAGUGGAUCCCAAUUAAGAGUUCACUUGGACAUACAAGUUGGAGAACAUGCUAUUAAUUAUGGAGAAAUUGUCCAGAAAGAAAAACUUUCUGAAUUGCAAUUAAGAGUUCGACAAUUGAUUGAUCAAGUGGAUCAGAUAACAAAAGAACAGAAUUAUCAAAGGUUCCGUGAAGAACGUUUUAGACAAACUAGUGAAAGUACUAAUUCAAGAGUACUUUGGUGGUCUGUUACCCAAACAGCUGUUCUACUUAUUAUGGGAACUUGGCAGAUGAGACACUUGAAAACAUUCUUUGAAGCAAAGAAAUUGGUUUAAAUAAAAUAUUUGUUGCAUCUCAUUUUUUGUUUGUUUGUGUGUACAUAUAGUAUGAAGACUUGAAUUGUGAACUAUUUUUGUUCUGAAGCUAUAAAAUUAAGUAUGUUUUUAAUGUUAUUGGAAAAAUAUUUAUCAAACUAGUUUUUUAUAUCAAAUCUUCAAAAAAAUUGGGACUUUUUUAUUAAAUGUAUGAAAUGACAAAACCUUUUAUUGUGAUACCUAAUUUUAUUGUAGCUGAAUGUACAACAAGGAAAUUUAUCAGUUUGCUAAGCGAUUGUGUAUUAAAAUUGUGAAAAAUGUUUGCUGCAUGAUUUUACUUCUACAAUGAAUUAAUUAUGAAAAUAACUAAUGAAACUUACAUUUUUAUAGGAAUAGAUUAAAUCAUAAAAAGUGUGCCAAAAGUAAAAAAAAUAAUUUGACUACUUGUUAGAUCAUUUGUUAGCACCUUAAUCUAAGAUAUAUGAAGUCUUUAUCAGCUAUCUAAUUAACUAUUUAAACUUGUGGAUUGGACAGAACAAGUUAUAAACUUAUACAAGAUAUGAUUAAUAAAAAAAAAUCAUAUAAAUCCCAUACUCUUGUCUAGAUACUCUGCAAAUAUAUUUUUUUCUAGUUGAGGAUAAUCUUUUAGUUUAGAAAAAUCUUUUUUUAACACUUGACUCAAUGUGUCACAGGUACUAUAAUAUAAAUAACCCCUGGAUUGAAGUUCUUCUGCUAGUUCUAUUUGAUGGUUGUCCAUCAAGUCUUCAUUUAUUACCACCAACAAUGUUUUCUUCUUUCGAAGUACUUCUAGACAAGUUCCAGCACCAGCAUGGCUUAUAACUAAAUCACUGUUAACAAUUUCUUCUUCGAAAUUUUCAAAGUACGGUUCGUAUUUUAAAAUCAGAUCAUCAAAUUUUAGUAUAAUCUGGCCGUUUUCGCCAUUGCAAUGUAAUUUGUAUGACAAAGGUAAAUCCGGAGCUAUGUGCACUUUGGAAAACUCUUUACCAGUCUGAAUUUGAACAAAAUUGUAACCCAAGGAUUUAAUUGUGUUUAAAACAUCUUCUGUAGUAACCGCAUCAAUAAGUUUUGGAAAUUUUGUUGUUCCAACAGUCACAAAUAUUUUUUUCAUUACCAUUUUUGACUAUAUUUUUUUUUUUUUUUUCAUUACCAUUUUU
This is a messenger RNA of Psylliodes chrysocephalus, 1980 nucleotides long. The record is from the annotation of a GenBank genome assembly. Lineage: Eukaryota; Metazoa; Arthropoda; Insecta; Coleoptera; Chrysomelidae.